CUUCUGUUGAAGCCGUUCUGUUGUUGAUUUCCUUCUGUGUUUCCUGUUGCAUCACCCAACUUCUGUCGAGCUUCAACAGGCGGACAGAUAGCCCAACAUUCUCCUGCAAAAUGUCUUGAUAAUCUUUGGGAAGAAUUGGUGCGCUGUGCCUUUUUUUCUCUCUCCACACAGAGUGUUGUGUGUUCCUUCAAAACAACUUCAUUUGAGUUUAAUCUGUCCACAGCGUAUUUUGACAGUAGCGCUGUGGAACAUCCAGGUGCAAUUUUGCGAUCUUCAGACUUUUACAUUUUUUUUGGACAGCGAAGGUGGCUUCUUCCGUGGUGUCCUCCGAUGAACACCAUUAUUGUUUAGUGUUUUACGCAUCGUAGACUCGUCAACAGAGAUGUCCGCAUGUUCCAGAGAUUUCUGUAAGUCUUUAGCUGAUACUCUAGGAUUCUUCUUCACCUCAUUGAGCAUUCUGCGCUGUGCUCUUGCAGUCAUCUUUGCAGGACGGCCACUCCUUUUAAUUUAACCUUUAUUUACAAAUUAUGAUUUAUGAAGACAGCCUACCACCGGCCAAACCCGGACAAUGCUGAGCCAAUUGUGCGCCUCCCAAUCACGGCCGGAUGUGAUACAGCCUGGAAUAGAACCAGGGCACUGAGAUGCAGUGCCUUAGACAGCUGCGCCACUCGGGGAGCCCCAUAACAGAGAUGGUAACAACACAGUACAUUUGCAAGAGGGACAACUAGUUACUAAAGCUAGCGCUGUGAUUGGAGCGUUUUGCUUCCGUAGCUGCGCAGACACGGAGAACUUCGCUGGAGCUGUCAUCUGGAAAGGGAGGAGAGGAACAGAAGAGAAGAACAAAAUAAACGCAGCGAGGACGCGAACACUCAAGAAAGAGUCAGAAGCUGUCUUCCUGGUGAAGCCAUAUGAUUGGCUGAAGCAGAACUUCUCUGUCUGUGAUUGGUCAUCGAGGGUAGACGCUGUGAUUGGCUGAGAAGUCCAAACAUGGACCCACACCAUCCUGGGGUUACCAACAAUCCUUAGCUCUACGGUAGGACCCUCAGUGUUCCGUACGGUGUUGUCGAGCUACUGUCUCCGGGGGCAACCCUGACAGUUACCAUCCUCAACAUACUUUUCUCUUUACUGACCUGUGACCUCUGACCUCUCAUCCCUGGUCCAGGACUGACCUCCGAUCAGGAGGCCCUGCCUCUUCGGUGAUGAUGUCAAUAGACGUGGCCAAUAGGAACGGCCCUGCCGUGACUCCUCCCGCCUCCCUCAGCCUUCGCUCCUCCCACAAUCGUGAUGUCAGUGGCGGUGAUGUCACCAGGCUGGGUUGGGCCACGUUUCCUAAGUGCCGUAAGAAGUAUUGUCUGACCAGCAUCCAGAAUGCAAUGGGGCUGAGUGCCGUAACUCCGUCGUCGUCGACUCCCAACAACCCCGAACUGGCCAAGAACGGGCUGAACGCCCUGCGCAAAGCAGCCGAACGACAUGGACAACAUGACCACAACAAGAACACAACCCCUGACCCUGACUCAACCACAGAGGACUGCAAUACAAACAAUGAAACGGUCAAUGAGGACAUCCUCACCAAGAUGAACCUCGACCUCGACCCCGACACCAAGACACAUCUGGAUCUGAAAACUAAUGUGAACUCAGAUCUGGAUCUGAAAACUAACGUGAACUCAGAUCUGGAAAGCAUCACGAAUGUGACAGACGACGGGGAUGACAUCAGCAUCCUGUCUGAGAAGGAAGUUGAGAUGAAAAUAGAGGAGGAGGAGGAGAAGAGUAGUAUAGAUGAGGAAGAGGAGGAGAGGAUAGAGGAGGACGAGGAGGAGAGGAUAAAGGAGGAGAGGGGGAAAGAGGAGGAGAGCAUAGAGGAUGAAGAGGAGGAGAGGAUAGAGGAGGAGAGGGGGAUAGAGGAGGAGAGGAUAGAGGAGGAAGAGGAGGAAAGCAUAGAGGAGGGGAGGGGGAUAGAGGAGGAGAGGAUAGAGGAAGAGGAGGGAGAGGAGGAGAGGAUAGAGGAGGAGAGGAUAGAGGAUGAAGAGGAGGAGGAGAGGAUAGAGGAGGAGAGGAUAGAGGAGGAGAGGAUAGAGGAUGAAGAGGAGGAGAGGGAAGAUGAGGAGAAGAUGGAGGAGGAGAGGAGGCCUCUGUUGAAGAGUGAGAACCAGGUCAAAGCUCCAGACCAGGGGAGCCACCCAGACCCCAGCUUUAGGCUCCUCAAAUCGGUUAAAGACUCUCCGUAUCCCCCUCCUCCAUCCACACCCAGACAAAGCAGUCCUGAAGAAACCCCUCCCCUCCCCUCCUCCUCUCUUCUGAGGCAGAAGGAUAGUGUUGUAGAGGUGAAGACAGACUGUGUUGUAAUCAGGAUCCAGGACAUGAACUCUCCUGGCUGGUCCUCUCUGUCUCAGGAGAAAACCUCACCUCCCCUCCCAGAUAUCUGGAGUGAUCAUCGGGGCUGUCAGACAGAACGGGACCUUCCUCCAGGAUGGAAGAGGAUUACAGACAAGGCUGAUAUCUACUACUGGCAUAUCCCUAGUGGAGCCACACAGUGGGAGAGACCAGCGCCCAGAGCCCCUCUCACCAGACAGGAGGGCUCUGGCCUGGGGGACACCACCUCAGCCUCCCCACCUCCAGACCACCAGGUUUAUAAAGAGCCCACAGUGCCACCUACAGGACAGAAGCAGACCCCCCCUGUAUCCAAGGUUUAUAAAGAGCCCACAGUGCCACCUACAGGACAGAUCCCUCUCCCACUGAAAGAGGAGGAGUCUAACAGUGACCCUGAGGCCAAGUGUUUUGCGGUGCAGUCUCUGGGUUGGGUAGAGAUGGCAGAAGAGGACCUGUCGCCAGGGAAGAGUAGCGUUGCCGUUAACAACUGUAUCCGACAGCUAUCCUACUGCAAGAGCAACAUCAGAGACUCGGUCGGCAUCUGGGGAGAGGGUCAGGACAUGUAUCUGGUUCUGGUGAACAACAUGUUGAACCUGGUUGAUCCUACGGACCGUUGUCUUGGCAACGUGCUUCAUUCUCAGCCAAUAGCAAGCAUUCGUGUCUGGGGGGUCGGACGUGACAAUGUCAGGGACUUUGCGUACGUAGCGAGGGAUAAGGACACCAGGAUUCUGAAGUGUCAUGUGUUCCGUUGUGACACUCCAGCUAAAGCCAUCGCUACCAGCCUCCACCUCAUCUGCUCUAGGAUCAUGUCGGAGCGCAAGCAUGCUAAAGAGUUAUCAGGGGCGUUGUCAGGGGGCGUGUCUCUACACGACAGAAUGCAGUCAGGACUAGACCUCCCACUACAAGCAGAGUUCCCCACUCCAAAGACAGAGUUGGUCCAGAGAUUCCGGCUGCUGUAUCUGGGAAUGAAGCCAGUAGACAGACCUAUAGGUAUGGACAUAUUGAACGGGGCCAUAGACAGUCUGAUUGGUUCUUCCAGUAGAGAAGAGUGGAAAGCUGUUAACCUCAACGUGGCCGAUGCUACCCUCAUUAUCAGCAACCACCAGGAGCAGGAGGAGGUGAAGGAGGAGGUGAAGGAGGAGGUGAAGGAGGAGGUGAAGGAGGAGGUGGAGGAGGAGGUGGAGGAGGAGGUGUUGGUAGAGUGCAGGGUGAGGUUUCUGUCCUUCAUGGGGGUAGGGAGGGACAUCCACUGCUUUGCCUUCAUCAUGGACGGAGGAGGACAACGCUACGAGUGUCACGUGUUCUGGUGUGAACCCAACGCUGGACAGCUCUCUGAGGCCGUACAAGCUGCGUGCAUGUUAAGGUAUCAGAAGUGCCUGUUGGCUCACCCACCCUCCCAGAGACCCCUCCCCUCCUGUGGCCGUGGCUCCUCCUCCCUGGGCAGCGGCGGUGGUAACCGCGGUAACGGCGGUGUGAAGAGAGGAGUGCUGUCCCUCAUCGACACUCUCAAACAGAAGGGACCGCUGCCCCACCAGAGUAACCACGGAAACUAAACUAACAUCGUGACUACGACCGCACACCCCAGUAACUAUGGGGGAAAAAACAACGCUGCACCUUGCUAACCGUGGAAAUCACUACUCUAACCCGGUCGAACUAUGGCAGCCAAACGUAGACCUCCUCCCAUCACCUCAACACAGAACUGUCUACCAGUCGGUGAUCACCUCAACACAGAACUGUCUACCAGUCGGUGAUCACCUCAACACAGAACUGUCUACCAGUCGGUGAUCACCUCAACACAGAACUGUCUACCAGUCGGUGAUCACCUCAACACAGAACUGUCCACCAGUCGGUGAUCACCUCAACACAGAACUGUCUACCAGUCGGUGAUCACCUCAACACAGAACUGUCUACCAGUCGGUGAUCACCUCAACACAGAACUGUCCACCAGUCGGUGAUCACCUCAACACAGAACUGUCUACCAGUCGGUGAUCACCUCAACACAGAACUGUCCACCAGUCGGUGAUCACCUCAACACAGAACUGUCUACCAGUCGGUGAUCACCUCAACACAGAACUGUCCACCAGUCGGUGAUCACCUCAACACAGAACUGUCUACCAGUCGGUGAUCACCUCAACACAGAACUGUCUACCUGUCGGUGAUCACCUCAACACAGAACUGUCCACCAGUCGGUGAUCACCUCAACACAGAACUGUCUACCAGUCGGUGAUCACCUCAACACAGAACUGUCUACCAGUCGGUGAUCACCUCAACACAGAACUGUCUACCAGUCGGUGAUCACCUCAACACAGAACUGUCUACCAGUCGGUGAUCACCUCAACACAGAACUGUCUACCAGCCGGUGAUCACCUCAACACAGAACUGUCUACCAGUCGGUGAUCACCUCAACACAGAACUGUCUACCAGUCGGUGAUCACCUCAACACAGAACUGUCUACCAGUCGGUGAUCACCUCAACACAGAACUGUCUACCAGUCGGUGAUCACCUCAACACAGAACUGUCUACCAGCCGGUGAUCACCUCAACACAGAACUGUCUACCAGUCGGUGAUCACCUCAACACAGAACUGUCUACCAGUCGGUGAUCACCUCAACACAGAACUGUCUACCAGUCGGUGAUCACCUCAACACAGAACUGUCUACCAGCCUCCCAUCACCUCAACACAGAACUGUCUACCAGUCGGUGAUCACCUCAACACAGAACUGUCUACCAGUCGGUGAUCACCUCAACACAGAACUGUCUACCAGUCGGUGAUCACCUCAACACAGAACUGUCUACCAGUC
This is a messenger RNA of Oncorhynchus masou masou (cherry salmon), 5167 nucleotides long. Its product is annotated as amyloid beta precursor protein binding family B member 2-like. Gene Ontology annotation, biological process: regulation of DNA-templated transcription. Bases 1200 to 3920 code for a protein of 906 amino acids. The transcript has 14 exons. The record is from RefSeq and is a predicted model, not a curated record. Gene Ontology annotation, molecular function: transcription factor binding; amyloid-beta binding. Gene Ontology annotation, cellular component: nucleus; cytoplasm. NCBI's taxonomy places the organism in Eukaryota, Metazoa, Chordata, Actinopteri, Salmoniformes, Salmonidae.